CUUAUCUAUAAACACCACUGACCGCUCCCUUGUAAAGUAGCGGGAGAAACUAAACUUACGUGGGUGGAGUGACACCUACCUAGUAGCCUUAAUAUCAACAAAAUAAAUCAGGGUACGUAUCAUUAUCCGACUUCCUUUUAAGUUCUAAAACUCCUUAACUUUUCACACACACAACACACAUACACACCGAUCAGAAAUGGAAUCUAUGACGGUGGUUCUGUAUCCUUCUCCGGGAAUAGGCCACCUGGUUUCCAUGGUGGAGCUCGGAAAGCUCAUUCACACCCACCACCCUUUACUCUCUAUCCUCAUCCUCAUAACUCCGGCACCUUUUGAAACCGGUUCCACCGACAAAUACAUCAAAACCGUCUCUGCCACCAUCCCUUCCAUCAUGUUCCACCACCUCCCCACCAUCGCUAUUCCACCAGACUUGUCGUCUGAUUUCGUCGCACUUAAUUUUGCGAUCCCACAGCUUUACAACCCAAUUUUCCACAACACACUCGUAGCCAUCUCGGAGAAAUCCACCAUCAAAGCUGUGAUCCUUGAUUUCUUUACCAACGCUGCUUUCCAAGUCGCUAAAAGCCUCCAGUUACCCACUUACUACUUCUAUACCGGCGGCGCUUCCGGUCUCUGUGUGUUCUUAUAUAUGCCCACCAUCAACAACAUCACUUCUGAUUCUAUUAAAGAUCAAAAUAUUUACUUUGAUAUUCCUGGAGUGCCUCCAAUCCAUUCUUCCCAUUUUCCCGCAGCUGUGGUUGAUAAAAAAGGUACAGCGUAUGAGAACUUCAUAAACACUGCCAGAAACAUGGCAGAAUCCUCCGGCAUCAUUACAAACACCUUUGUUGGGUUCGAAGAAAGAGCUGUUGCCAGUCUCCGGGACGGUAAAUGCAUCUCCGACGGUCUAACUCCGCCUAUUUAUUUCAUCGGACCUUUGAUUGCCGGUGGAAAUCAUGUGGAUCCUAGCGAAAACGAGUGCUUAAAAUGGUUGAACUCACAACCGAGUAAAAGUGUAGUGUUUUUAUGCUUUGGGAGUUUGGGUGUUUUUAAGAAAGAGCAGCUGAAGGAAAUAGCGAUUGGGUUGGAGAGAAGCGAGCAAAGAUUUUUGUGGGUGGUGCGAGAUCCGCCACCAGAUGAAGAAAACGAGUCGAAUUCCGGUGGUGGUAAAGAGCUCGAUCUUGAUGCUAUUCUUCCUGAAGGGUUUUUAGCCAGGACUGCAGAUAAGGGACUGGUAGUGAAAAAUUGGGCACCUCAACCGGUGAUACUUGGUCAUGACUCGGUGGGUGGAUUUGUGAGUCACUGUGGGUGGAACUCAGUGCUUGAAGCGGUGGCAGCUGGGGUGCCAAUUGUCGCAUGGCCGUUGUAUGCAGAGCAGAAGAUGAACCGGGUGUAUUUGGUGGAAGAAAUGAAGGUGGCACUGGCGGUGGAUAUGUCGUCGGAUGGGUUUGUGACGGCGACAGCUGUGGAGGAAAAGGUGAAGGAGUUGAUGGAGGGUGAAGAAGGGAGAGUAGUGAGGGAACAGAUAUUAGAGAUGAGUGAAAGGGCAAAAGCUGCGACGGAGGACGGUGGCUCCUCCCGGGUUGAGUUCUUUAAAUUAACCAAUUCUUGGACCGCCCUGUAGCGUGAUUGACUGCAGUUCUAUGUGUUUUUAAUACUUUCAAGAAUUGAUAUCGAUUCUUCAAGUAAUAACUGGAGGAAUCCGUAUUUUCUUUAAAAAAAAAGAAGAAAAUAAAUAGGAUGUCAAUUCCUCAAUUCCCACCAGAAACUGCAACCUCGUGACUAUUAAAUAGCAAUGUACUCUCUAAAUCUUCCUCUUCAUUUUUUUAACAUGCUAUCUUUAACUUCAUUCACCUUACAUGCUAGAUUUGUUAUGCCUUAAUAAAAGACAAUUUCAAAUA
This is a messenger RNA of Lactuca sativa (garden lettuce), 1892 nucleotides long. RefSeq names its product UDP-glycosyltransferase 88B1. The record is from RefSeq and is a predicted model, not a curated record. NCBI's taxonomy places the organism in Eukaryota, Viridiplantae, Streptophyta, Magnoliopsida, Asterales, Asteraceae. Gene Ontology annotation, molecular function: UDP-glucosyltransferase activity.